AUUUCAGCGCUCGCCUGUCUAUGUGGUGGACGUAGCCGUUGUCUGACUCUUGCCUCCUCUUUGGAUAUUUAUGCAGUUUUGAUUCUUUCUCUCAGACUUCCCUCAAUGUCUGAAAGCGGCUUUAAGAGGAGACUUGGUUCUCCAUCCCAUUCCCUGCAGACCACCUUUGGGUAAAGUUUUUUAAUGUAAGGGUUGGUUUUGCUUUGUGUUCAACCGUCCUUGGGAUUUUGCAAUUAAUUAUUUGCAAGAACCUGGGGAGAAAGGACCACUGCCUCCUUCAACGGGGACCUUUUGUUGGAAUUAAUAAUUUACUGGAUUAAUUGAUCAAUCAUGACCACAGUUUUUGUUGAGGGUGGUAGGCUCAUGGUCCUGGCCGUGUGGCUGAAUCUGGUGCCGCUGCUGGAAGGAUGCCCGGCCAAAUGUGUGUGCUACAGCGAGCCUCGUCCCACUGUGGCCUGCCAGCAGCAGGGCCUGUUGUCCAUCCCCACUGAGAUUCCAGUGGGGAGCCAGCGGAUAUUCCUGCAGAAUAACAAACUGACUGUGGUGCAAUCCACCAGCUUCAGCUCGGUGCGCAACCUCACCGAGCUGUGGCUCUACAAGAACAAUAUCAGCCACAUCGAGGCCGGGGCCUUCUUCGGCUUGGAGCGGCUGGAGAUACUCGACAUCAGCGACAACAGUAAUCUGCGCCUCAUCAGCCCCAAAGCCUUCCAGGGCCUGGCCAAGCUGCACACCCUACACCUGCACAGGUGUGGCCUGUCGCAGCUCCCCGUGGGGGUGUUUAGGGGCUUAUUUUCUCUGCAGAAGCUCUACCUUCACGAAAACAAUCUGCUUGCCCUGCACGACGACACUUUCCUCGACCUCGCCAACCUCACCAUUAUUUUCCUGUACAACAACAAGAUCAAAGUGGUGACGGACCACAUGCUGCGUGGGCUCAACAACCUGGACCAACUGCUCCUGCACCAGAACUUGAUUACCUUUGUGCAGCAGCGAGCAUUCAGUCACUUGAGCAAGCUGACCUCAUUGUUCCUCUUCUUAAACAACUUAACAGUGUUAACCGGGGAGACCAUGGACCCACUGGUUUCCCUCCAGUACCUCAGACUUAAUGGCAACCAAUGGAUCUGUGACUGUCGUGCCCGAACCUUGUGGGACUGGUUCAAACGCUUCAAAGGCUCUAGCUCAGAACUUGAAUGCUACGUGCCAGCCACACUGGCAGGUAAGGACCUCAAAAAGCUGAAAAUUGGUGAUUUGGAGGGAUGUGUCGAUUCUCCAUCCCAGGUUCAAACCAGUAUCUUCAGCACCAAGACCCAUUCUGGAAAGUUCUUCACCUCAGAUGACAUGCUAGGGGAGUCCAUUCCCAGGUGUUGUCUCAGUGGCUAUGACAAGUCCUCCAUCAUCUCCAGCAAAACAAUCCCUGACCCCUCAUCCUACAACAGCCGCCAAAUAACCAACAACCCUCUGAAGGAGAAGGAAAACAUAUCAAAGACCAAGUAUCGAGACGAGAGAACAAAAAACGACACCCGGACCAAGCAGAGCCUGAACGAUGGGCCUUUGGGGACAUUAUCCAACGGCCUGGAUCAGUCUCUUGGAAACUUACAGCCAGAACUGAUAGAAAACCUGGAGCCCUCUACAGCCCCAUCCAGAAAGAAAAAGAAAUGUGUGAAAAAGCCCAAAUCAGACAAUCAGUGUCUUAAAGGUCAUGGAUCUGCAACUGAACCACUGAGCCUUGUCUUUUUGUCCUCGUUCUGGCUCCUUGUGACCAUGUCUUAAUUAAUGCUAAAGAAAAUCCCAUGUUCAUCAUGCUCGUGACAGUGAACCUGCAGGAACCUCUAGACGCAGGCAGAGACUGUGAGAUGAAAUGCGGGGUUGAAACUGACAAACAACAACAACAACAACAACAAAAAAAGAAGAAGUUGAGGAUAAAUCAAAGAAAUGGAUGCCUUUACAGAACCCAUCAGAUGUAUAUAAAAGAAUCGGUGCCCACAUGUUUGUCGUGUGUACUUUACUGUACGGUGUCUAAGCAACACUUUGGAGAGUUCCCUUCCUCUUCCCUUGCAAAGUUUGUACUGAAAGACAAUGACAACAGUUGACAGCCCUGAGGAAAGUGAGAAAGAAAAAAAGUAUUGCAGUUGUGAAUGCACACAGAGAAUGUUGAAGUUUUGAGAUCUGGGGGGGUAACAGGAUUUUUGUUCCCUAUGUUUUAUUUUAAAGUGAUGCAUUUGUUUGAAACAGUUGCGUUUUUUUUAUGUUUGUAAGUAUUUCAGUACGGAAAGAAAUGUUUAUUCUCCCCAAAUAUGAGUUCUGGUUUCAUCACACAAUGGUUAAAGGUGGCAUUUGUUGAGGAAUGCUGUCCGAUCGAUCACCAAGACUGCGAUGGAAUUAUAGAUAUGCAUUUUAUUUUAGUGUUGUACAAGUAUAAAUAUAUUAUAAAUAAAAUAUCUCAUUUUGUA
Messenger RNA from Clupea harengus (Atlantic herring), 2447 nucleotides. RefSeq names its product reticulon 4 receptor (gene rtn4r). Gene Ontology annotation, biological process: positive regulation of Rho protein signal transduction. Gene Ontology annotation, cellular component: external side of plasma membrane; plasma membrane. The record is from RefSeq and is a predicted model, not a curated record. NCBI's taxonomy places the organism in Eukaryota, Metazoa, Chordata, Actinopteri, Clupeiformes, Clupeidae. Gene Ontology annotation, molecular function: ganglioside GT1b binding; ganglioside GM1 binding; protein binding.